AUGCUCAUUGCUCAGUCCCUAUGGCAAUGUUUGUACCGAUUGCUUGUACCCACCCAUUCUAUGCUAUGAGGCUUUUUAACAUGAGCACUUCGUUUUUUAUAUUCAUUGAUGAUGUGCUGCUUUUCGUGUCUGUGUAUCCUUUGUUGUGUUUUAUUGUGCAUGUAUUGUUGUUGUUAUGUAUUGGCUGGUUCAAUCAAACGUGCCCUUUGGGGGAUUAAUAAAGAACUAUCUUAUCUUAUUACAUAACCUGGCCCAUCUUCUUGCUACAUGUUGGAAGCCAAAAAAUUAAAUAGAACAUUGUAUCUUUAUGCUGGAAACACUGUGUGCAGUAGGCCUACUGUCACUGUCGCCACGCACGGCAUUGUCCCCCAUGUAAUGCAGACACAGAACAGGAUGCAAAUAGGUAUAUAGGAAAACAUUUGGAAGCAUAAUUUUUGCAUGUAGCAAUUUGAGGAAAAUCAUAGAGCAAGAUGACUUGUAAAUUCAUGUGAUCUACUUAAUUGCAGCUAACUUAAAUGUUGUCCCACUGAGACAGGCCUCAUGUCAGUUAAAAGUGAAAUGCACAUGAUAUACACAUAGUUAAACUAAGUGAUGAUUUAAAAAAAAAUGCAUUUUACAUUUAGCUUAUUUUCCUGUAUUCCAUCCUUUUUUUGGACCAUACCUAAGUCAUGACUCAUGAGUCAUAAACUGAUUACACAAUUGGCCUAAUAACUUUUCCUUUACACGUGUUGGUUGUACAAGCAGAAUUAUAUAACCCAAUUUGGAAUAUAUAGGCACCCAUUAGAUGUUCUAGUGUUUGACUACGACUGAGAGGCAAACUCAAAGCACAUUCUCUAAAAACAUAAAAUAAUGGACGUGUAAGCAAAAAUCAAUCAUACAUGAAAAGCAUUUACUCUCCUUAGGCCUACUCAGCUCUCUUCACAACCACAAUGCUGUAUUAUUUCAUCCAAACCAAUCUCAAAUAUCCCACCUCACCUCAACACACGACAAUUAUAUGACAAUCUCAAUUCAAAGGCUUGUUGACAAUAUGGGAAACAAUGUUGCCUAACAGAACAUUGCAGUCACAGCACAUGAAACAGCUGAUCAUGUGACGUAACACUUUGACGUUUGGGGCAUUCCUCUCAUUUCCAGUGUGUAGCUGUACCUGACGAAGACGAGUACACUAGACUAUCUGAACAUGGCUUUAAAUCGAAAUCAUUCUCAAAACGGAGGACUUUUGAUCAACAACGGCGAGAGGUUAGUGAAUCAUUAAUCGCCACGAAGCUCACUUUCGGUAGCUUAGUUAGCUAACUCGCAAGUCAACGUUAGCUGUUAUGCUAGUGGCUAGCUUGCCAGCCAGUUCCGUACUUUGUGUUAAUUAUAUCUAGCCAAUGUCAGUUAACAACUUUUUUCAAUCAGCAAGCGCUAUUUUAUAGUGCUAACGUCAGUAGCUAGCUAUCAGUCAGCAACGUCGUUGUUGGCCUUGCUGGCAGGAAAAGCUAGCUAAGUUCGAAGUCAGUCAUCAUUACUCCUUUGAAACGUAUUAAAGCUAACGUUAGCUAGAUACAUUUGCUUACUUUAGUUAAACUAACGUUAGAUGUAAAAAUAAUAUACUCUGGUUAUAAGUGUUAGCUAGCUAGCUAAAUAAGUUUGUUUUCCAGGGAGGUAGACUGACAGCAAAGUCAACAAAGAGAGCGAGCCGCCCCUACUAACGCACCACCUGAGUCUAAAGUAAACGUUUUGACAGAGGUUUAGGAAAUUGAUAAAGUAACAGGAACUUAGGAAAUAUACGAAGAAAGACAACUUUUCAUAAUAGUUAGAAUUGACACAUUCUGGAAGUGUCAGAUUUAACCACCAGCCAGUAUGUGAAAUGCCAAUAGUAGGCCUAUGUGAAAUUAUGUAGACCAUACAGAAUCCCACUAUGUCCCGGUCUCGGUUCUGCUAGGAUUCUACUACAGUAUUUGUCCUAUGGAGGACCUAUCAUACAUACUAUACAUAUUUGUCUGUGAAUUCACUAGACAUGCCUAAACUGAACAUGUAUCCACCACUAGUGUGUUAAGGGAAUGCAAGAAUGUGGAGCUGUCCUUCAGCGAUGUCACCAGCAAGACAGACCUGCUGAGGGGGACCAAGAAGGGGACUGUUUACCUCACUCCAUACAGGGUAUGUUUAUUAUCUGACCAUGCUGGUCCUGUGUGCCUAAUAGGAUGUUGGAAGACAAUCAUUCUUCUUCGAUGAGGUUUAACGGCGGUUGGCAUCCAAUAAAUGUUGCAUUACCACCACCUACUAAACUGGAGUCCCUUAUACUUUGCUUAAAAAAAUAAAAGGAUUUCAACAAACACCCUACCAUCUAACCCUGCACUCACUAAAAACCCACCACCCUACUCCACUAUUUAAAUCAAUUUAGUCCUACCUCAAGCCAACAGCCUGAAAAGAUGGGAAACCAGCACUUAACACACCCUGUAACUCUUCUGACGUCAAGUCUUGUACAACCAAAUACCUCUCUGCAGCUGCCACCACAACCUCAAUUUUCUGUGACUUACAUUCCAUCCCUGCAGUACAGUUGAUAACCAUUGCUAUAAAUGCUAAAAAUCCAAUCUUACUGAAACAUAUAUAACGUGUUGGCCUAUCCCUCUGUACUGGUACAGUUCUACUACUCACACCACUCCUCUCAGGAUCCCGCCCCCUUGACCCAUCUUCCUCUACUUUCUUAACUGCCUCAGCAUACGACAACUUCUGCACUACUCUAACCCUGGAAACAUCAACCUGCCUCUUUCGCGCUGGACAUUUCUGAUCCCCAGCCCCAUGGGUAGCCCUAGAAUUAACACAUACCACUACUUUCCCCAGUUUUACACAUUCAUUUGUCUCACUCCUACACACUGCUGCCACAUGCCCAUAAGUUUGACACCUGUAACAGCAUAAUGUAUUCGGCACAAAAGCUUGUACGGGCUAACUUGUAUAUCCUAACAUCACUUUGUUGGGCAAAGACUCAACAUCAAAACUCAAAAGGGGGCCUACCGAGUGGCGCAGCGGUCUAAGGCACUGCAUCGCAGUGCUAGAGGCGUCACUAGACCCGGGUUCGUUCCCGGGCUGUGUCGCAGCCAGCCGCAACCGGGAGACAAAUGAGGCGGCGCACAAUUGGCCUAGCGUCGUCCGGGUUAGGGGAAGGUUUGGCUAGCCGGGAUGCAGUGUCCCAUCGCGCUCUAGCGAACCCAUGUGGCGGGCCGGGCGCCUGCAAACUGACUUCAGUCGCCAGCUGGACGGUGUUUCCUCCGACACAUUGGUACGGCUGGCUUCCGGGUUAAGCGAGCAGUGUGUCAAGAAGCAGUGCCGCUUGGCAGGGUCGUGUUUCGGAGGACGCAUGGCUCUCGACCUUCACCUCUCCCAUGUCCGUAGGGGAGUUGCAGUGAUGGGACAAGACUGUAACUACCAAUUGGAUAUCACGAAAAAGGACAGACAUCGACUCUUCUGUUUCACAACUCCGGCUACCCUGUCUGCGUCGCAUCAAACGACGAGCAUCACAAACUGGAAGACAUUCCAUUGUUCUGCGUCCCAUCUCAUUGCCCUCUUUCUCUCUGUUUGUCCUCAUUUCAGUUGGUGUUUGUGUCCAGUAAUGCCAAGGACAGCCUGGGGUCUGUGAUGUUCCCGUACUACCUGAUGAAGGGCUGCAGCAUCGAGCAACCAGUCUUCGCCGCCAAUUACAUCAGGGGCACAGUUUCUGCUGAGGCUGGGGGUAGGCAGCAAUUUGUUGUCCUCCUGUAGCAUUCAACACCAUAAUGAGGAAAGAACUAUAGAGCAUGCAAAGUGUGUAUGGCCUCCAGCCCCAGGUAUGGCCUGAUGUAUCCUAGGAAUACAUGCAGAAGUGAAUCAGUGACGCAAGGGUGAUUUGCCAAGGCCAGAUAUUUUCAGAGGCUGACAUCAGUCUGUAAACCACAAUCUCAUUUUACUUUACAAUGUCUGUCUGUGUCAAAGUUUUUAGCAGCAUUAGUAGAAAUUGAAAUGUGACAUCUCCAAGGCGCUGAUUAUAAUUCAAUAUCAGACGUGCAAUUUAAUGCAAAGACAAGUACACAGUGCUCAUCAAUGUAUUAACAGUCCUUUCUUUGGUUUCAGGAGGCUGGGAAGGACAGGCUAGCUUCAAGAUGUCUUUUUCCAAUGGGGGAGCCAUCGAGUUAGGUCAGCACCUCUUCAAACUGGCAACAAAUGGUAAGUCAUUUUAUGACUGUCAUGUUUAUCAGUACAGUGCCUAUUUGUCAUUCAACAUAUCUGCUUUACUCAGUUUAUAUCGUACAAUUAAAUAAUUCAUUAAACAUGUACAUCAUGAAAGCACUUCCUUGUAAUGCAGUCAAAGUUUGUUAUAUUUGUUAGGCUACAUAUUUGUUAUACAUGUUACUCUUUUUGUCAAGUCCAGUCUGUAUUUAGGUUUAACCCUCAACUUUGUUUUAGCAUCUCGUGCCCCUCCUGCUCAAAACGGAGGUGCCUCCUAUGGCUACCCCUCACCUGGAGUGAUGAAUGGCUACGGCCCGCCACCUGUUCCUCAGAACUACCCGUAUGCACCCCCACCCCAGCAGAAUGGUUUCUACCAGGCUCCCCCAGGCGACAUGGGCUAUCCCUACCCUAUGGCAGCCGCAGGUCUGUUAUUAAAUAACUUUAUCAUCACUAUAAAACUGUAUGUUAUGCAGGCUUGGGUCAUAAUAAUUGAGAAUCAAAGCUGUGAUGCUAGCAGAUUGACAUUUACAUCAGAGAUUGCAUAGCACUUAAAUACGGAAAUAUUUUGGAUAAUGCCUCCAUUCUUAUGAGUGUAUGAAUUUGAUUGAUUGGUGUCAAUAUUUAUAACUACUUGAAGUAAAGAUGUGUCCCCAAGGCUGUUAUGAGUAUUUUGGGUAUUCUCUCUCGUGUUGCAGGAAUGUACCCAUCUGCCCCUGCCUACAUGGCCCCACCUCCCCCGUAUCCUGGGCCCCCCCAAAACUGGGCUGCUCCCCCUGCAGGUCUGUCUCUCUGUCUCUUUCUGUAUGUCUGCAUCGCUGCAUCUGUCUGAUCCCAUCAGUCUGCUCCAAUAUGAAGCACAUGACGCAUGGCACUGAGAAAGGAGUGCUGAUGUUGUAACCGGUACACAUCAUAUUAAAAAGGAGAAACAAACAAAAUACCUCUCACCCCUAGUCUCCCUUACCCCAUGAAACAACCCAGUUGGCCUAAACUCAGUACGCCUCAUUUAGAUGUCAGUUGUGUGUCUAUUUGUGGGUUUUGGAGAAUUGAAAGAGAGUUGGAAGUGUGCCUCUGUGAAUCAUUCUGUCCGGAAGAUGUCUUGUCACGAGUGUCCUGCUGCAAUAUACUGGGCUGAGUGUGCUCCAUUGUCUCUCCUACUCCACAGUUACAGUAGCAUGUGCUUCUGUAUCAGUUACUGUACAUGUGCAUUAUUCGCCCCUCAUUUCUCUCUCCCUGAUCCUCAGGUAAUGCCAAGGCAGCAGAGGCAGCAGGCAGCGCCUAUUACAACCCCAACAACCCCCACAAUGUCUACAUGCCCAUGGUAAGGGACCUGUUAUUCUCUCCAUGUCCAUUCAGUGCAUGCACUUUAUGCUGUGUUGAUGUUUUCAGUUCAGUUUUUUAAAGAUAUUCUAUCACUGUUUAUUCUCACAUAGGAACAGCCUCCUCCCUAUGCGCCUUCUGCCCCUCCUGCUCCUUACCCAGGCUAUCCAGAGAAGAAGAACAACUAA
Molecule: messenger RNA, 5687 nt
Organism: Coregonus sp. 'balchen'
Lineage: Eukaryota; Metazoa; Chordata; Actinopteri; Salmoniformes; Salmonidae
Source: the annotation of a GenBank genome assembly